AGGCGGGCGCGGGCUCCGAAUCGCUGGUGCGGGCUCUGAGCGCCUGCUCUCGGCCGGCCGGAGCGGCGCCGGGUCUCGCGUCCGCGGGGAAUCCUUGGGGCAGCAGUUGCUCGGCGAGAUCCAGUGGCAGGGGCACAAAGUUGAGGGGCCCGCGAGGAUGAGGCUGCCCCUCGAGCCGCUGAGGCUCAGCAGGAGUCCGGUGCUGCUGGCCUUGGCGCUGCCCCUGGCAGUGGCGCUGGCCUUCUCCGACGAGACCCUGGACAAAGUGCCCAAAUCGGAGGGCUACUGCAGCCGCAUUCUGCGCGCCCAGGGCACGCGGCGCGAGGGCUACACGGAGUUCAGUCUCCGCGUGGAGGGCGACCCCGACUUCUACAAGCCCGGAGCCAGCUACCGCGUGACGCUUUCAGCUGCUCCGCCCUCCUACUUCAGAGGAUUCACAUUAAUUGCUCUCAAAGAGAACAGAGAGGGUGAUAAGGAAGAAGACCACGCCGGGAGCUUCCAGAUCAUAGACGAAGAAGAAACGCAGUUCAUGAGUAACUGCCCCGUGGCUGUGACCGAGAGCACGCCCCGCAGGAGGACUCGGAUCCAGGUGUUUUGGAUCGCGCCACCCAUGGGAACAGGCUGUGUCAUUCUAAAGGCCAGCAUCGUACAGAAACGCAUCAUUUAUUUUCAAGACGAGGGCUCUCUGACCAAGAAGCUUUGUGAGCAAGAUCCCGCCUUUGAUGGGGUGACUGACAAGCCAAUCUUAGACUGCUGUGCCUGUGGAACUGCCAAGUACCGACUCACGUUCUAUGGGAAUUGGUCUGAGAAAAUGCAUCCCAAGGAUUACCCUCGUCGGGCCAAUCACUGGUCUGCAAUCAUUGGUGGAUCCCACUCCAAGAAUUACGUGCUGUGGGAAUACGGAGGAUACGCCAGUGAAGGUGUCAAGCAAGUAGCAGAAUUGGGUUCCCCGGUGAAAAUGGAGGAAGAAAUUCGACAACAGAGUGAUGAGGUGCUCACAGUCAUCAAGGCCAAAGCCCAGUGGCCAGCCUGGCAGCCUCUCAAUGUGAGAGCCGCACCCUCGGCUGAAUUCUCAGUGGACAGGACGCGCCACUUAAUGUCCUUCCUGACCAUGAUGGGCCCCAGUCCCGACUGGAAUGUGGGCUUGUCGGCAGAGGAUCUGUGCACCAAGGAAUGUGGCUGGGUCCAGAAGGUGGUGCAAGACCUGAUUCCCUGGGACGCGGGCACCGACAGCGGGGUGACCUAUGAGUCUCCCAACAAGCCCACCAUCCCUCAGGAGAAAAUCCGGCCCCUGACCAGUCUGGACCAUCCUCAGAGCCCUUUCUAUGAUCCAGAAGGUGGAUCUAUCAUUCAAGUAGCCAGAGUGGUCAUCGAGAGAAUCGCCCGGAAGGGGGAACAAUGCAAUAUUGUACCUGACAACAUCGAUGAUAUUGUCGCAGACCUGGCUCCAGAAGAGAAAGACGAAGAUGACACCCCCGAAACGUGCAUCUACUCCAACUGGUCCCCGUGGUCCGCCUGCAGCUCCUCCACCUGCGACAAGGGCAAGAGGAUGCGGCAGCGCAUGCUGAAGGCACAGCUGGACCUAAGCGUCCCCUGUCCUGACACCCAGGACUUCCAGCCCUGCAUGGGCCCCGGAUGCAGCGAUGAAGAUGGCUCCACCUGCACCAUGUCGGAGUGGAUCACCUGGUCGCCCUGCAGCAUCUCCUGCGGCAUGGGCAUGCGGUCCCGGGAAAGGUACGUGAAGCAGUUCCCGGAGGACGGCUCCGUGUGCACACUGCCCACCGAAGAAACAGAGAAGUGCACCGUCAACGAGGAGUGCUCUCCCAGCAGCUGCCUGAUGACCGAGUGGGGCGAGUGGGACGAGUGUAGCGCCACCUGCGGCGUGGGCGUGAAGAAGCGGCAGCGCAUGGUCAAAAUGAGCCCAGCCGACGGCUCCAUGUGCAAGGCGGAGACGACGCAAACGGACAAGUGCAUGAUGCCCGAGUGCCACACCAUCCCCUGCCUGCUGUCUCCGUGGUCCGAGUGGAGCGACUGCAGUGUGACCUGCGGGAAGGGCAUGCGGACCCGCCAGCGGAUGCUCAAGUCUCUGGCAGAACUCGGAGACUGUAACGAGGAGCUGGAGCAAGUGGAGAAGUGCAUGCUGCCGGAGUGCCCCAUCGACUGUGAGCUCACCGAGUGGUCCCAGUGGUCAGAAUGUAACAAGUCAUGCGGGAAAGGUCACAUGAUUCGAACCCGGAUGAUCCAAAUGGAGCCUCAGUUUGGAGGUGAUCCCUGCCCUGAGACUGUGCAGCGCAAAAAGUGCCGCAUCCGGAAAUGCCUGCGAAAUCCAUCCGUCCAGAAGCUGCGCUGGAGGGAGGCACGGGAGAGCCGGAGAAGCGAGCAGCUGAGGGAAGAAUCCGAGGGAGAGCAGUUUCCAGGCUGUCGAAUGCGGCCCUGGACAGCUUGGUCAGAAUGCACCAAACUAUGCGGAGGCGGCAUUCAAGAACGCUACAUGACUGUCAAGAAGAGGUUCAAAAGCUCCCAGUUCACCAGCUGCAAAGACAAGAAGGAGAUCAGAGCUUGCAAUGUUCACCCUUGUUAGCAAGGGCACAAGCUCCACAGAGCUGCACUCCAGAUUCCAGUCACCAGUGGCUGGAUUGUGCUUGCUUGUUUGUUUGAGGCAAUUUAAAUUGUGUACUAGUUUUCAUUUCUGCAGUACGGGUCACCCGAUAGUCUUGUGGAUGCAAGGGGCAUCCUUUCUGAGUACUUCUUGGUGGGUGCAGGAUGAGCAGGGCUCCUUUAGCCUCAGCUGGCCCUCUUCCUGCGCACAAAUGAGUAGUGUCAGCCACCUUGUACUAAACGGAAACCUGUCUUACUGGGACAUCCACCUGGUCAGGCGGAACAGGGACACAUGGAGAGACCAUUGUGUUGAGAAGUGAUUCUAGGCCCCAGUCCCAGGGUGCAGCAGACAGGAAAGCAUUCUCCACCAAACCGCUAGGGCGGAUUCCCCUCAUUCUCACCGCUGGCCUGCCCCCUCUACCAGGAAAUGUUUAUUUGCUCAUCCCUUGUCCUUUGUUAGGUCCCUUGUUAAGUCUCCUCAGUCAGCGCUCGUUCUUGGGAAAAACUGAGCUGGGAGACUUAAAGGGGAGCUCUGAUAUUGGGUGACUUUUCUUUUUUCAAUGAAAACUUUUAUUACACAUAUCUCACCUCUCAAUAUUGGUACCUGAUACCCCUAAGAGCGAAAGGGAAUGAUGGCUGAUGAUUUAAGCAUAACUGGUUCUUAACACCUAAGGUAAAAGGUACCAAGUGUGGCAAGUAUUUUUCCUUUGCCGUUUCCUUUCCUGGCUAAUUUAUCCUAGGAAGCUAGACUUCUAAACCUCUUGGCGCCAAGUCCUUACUAGAAUCAGGACCAAGGCAGCCAAAUUCAUCUUUCGGGGAGUACCAACCCUAGCAGUUUAUAAAAAUUUGACUUACAUACUUUUUAAGUUUCCUAAUAAAAUGUUUUAUUUUUUUAGUUAUGUCAACAUUUGGCUAAACCUGUCCACACCUCCAAGCCUUUCCAUCAACAGAAACACUAUCUCUGUACUUUAUUUUUUUAGUCAGAAAAGUGUCUAUGCAGGGGUGGGGAAUGUGUGAGACUAAGAGAGGCAGCAAGUCUAAGGAAAUAGAAAUACGAAGGGGUACGGCUGACCAAGGAGGACCUGCGGAACGUCGCCCCUGCUGCCUGCCUCUCCAGGCCUUGGUGCUGGUCCUCAGACAUAUCUCGAGGGAAGGCCAUGAAUUUUUCCAUCCCCUUCCAAGUAUUCACGAACACACCAAAUUCAGGGAGACCCACUACCAAGGAUUAGCGUAAAAGGACAGUUUGCUAACUUGAGUCCAUCAGCUGUCGCAACUUAUUUGUUUCUUAUAAAAUAUAUGUUAAUUCAUGCUGCAGGUUUUUUUGUUUUUUUAGUGAUCUCCAAUUAUGUACCAUGGAUGCGAUGCAGACAUGCUUUGAAUACACUACUUUAAGAAUUUGCAUCAGACACACCAGUUUAUUCCUGAACACAACUUAAUGCUACUACCCUGAAUAUGUACUAUCCUAACACGGGACUGUUCAAUAAAAAACAUAUUGGGACUAGUUUUCAUGUUUUUAUGGUAACCGAGUGUGCGGGGAUUUUAUUUUUUGCAAAUGUUAGUCACCUCAGUCAUUUUCAGCAGAAGAUAUAGCUUUUGCUCCCUCAUUCCCAGGGACAUUUCUGCAUCCCGGCACUUCCUGUAGCAUGGGACUUAUUUCCAACAUUGCAUUUAAACCCUUAAUUGGAUGACUUCCCCGCCCCCACAGAAGCAUCAUAUAAAUAAGGCUUGCUUGACUUUUCUACUUGGACCAAAGUUCCGAUACUUUUAUUUUUGCCCAGGUUUGCAACAUGGCUUUCAGGUGUCUAGAUAUUUAAGUUAAGAUAUUUGUUCUUAACUCAUACAACUCAAAAUUCCCUUUGCACAGUGUGACUGCAAGUCCACGCCACCCUAGUAUCUCAUGUUCCCACUUAACCCCUAGAGGGGACACUUUAAAUUGUCAUUUUGGACACUUAAAACCAGGUAUUUAAAGACGAAGAAGGGUAACACUUAUCAAGACAUAAUUCUUAGGCCACAUAAAUAGUGGGUUUUGCUUGCAAGUGGGGAAUUUAUAAGAAGUGUCAAAUCUCUUUCUUACCAAAGCCUUACAUUAGGUGAUUUAUAGGUUUUCUGGCUAACCAAUAAAAGACUUUUUUACUACAAAACUUCCUCCUAAGGCACCCCCAGUACAACUGCCAAGUUAAGAAGAGCACUCCCGGCCCUAGAGAUUCUUGCCAAGGUCAACCCCGCUGUGAUCCACUUCACAUCCACAUCCUCAGGUGGCAAUAAGAAGUUCAGAGACCUAUUUCCCAACCAGACAUUGAGUCACCUACCUGUCACCUUGCCAACGUAUUGUUUGAAGGAAAUCUGUUGUAGCAAAGGAAAUAAAACGUGGGCUUCUUGAGACCUGGAAUUGGAAAAAAAAUAAUUUUGUGCUGUUUUUUAAUGUGAACUUUGUGUAUUAAACAUGUUUUAGGCA
Molecule: messenger RNA, 5053 nt
Organism: Echinops telfairi (small Madagascar hedgehog)
Lineage: Eukaryota; Metazoa; Chordata; Mammalia; Afrosoricida; Tenrecidae
Gene: SPON1
Product: spondin 1
Exons: 16
Coding region: 158-2581 (807 amino acids)
Biological process (GO): cell adhesion
Cellular component (GO): extracellular matrix
Source: RefSeq, a predicted model, not a curated record